Branchiostoma floridae (Florida lancelet) is the source of this 4189-nucleotide messenger RNA. Its product is annotated as sphingolipid 10-desaturase-like. Gene Ontology annotation, cellular component: membrane. Gene Ontology annotation, molecular function: oxidoreductase activity, acting on paired donors, with oxidation of a pair of donors resulting in the reduction of molecular oxygen to two molecules of water; heme binding. Gene Ontology annotation, biological process: lipid metabolic process. The record is from RefSeq and is a predicted model, not a curated record. NCBI's taxonomy places the organism in Eukaryota, Metazoa, Chordata, Leptocardii, Amphioxiformes, Branchiostomatidae. Bases 210 to 1517 code for a protein of 435 amino acids. The transcript is spliced from 7 exons.
UGGGCCUCAGAGCAUAGCCUGUGUCCUGUCGCAGUCUACGGUCCUGGAGAAGGAGUUUCUGUACACGUCCAUAUUAAAGAAAUUCGUGUGUCGCAUGUAAUAUUUGCAGCAGGCAGGCGGGGAGACUACACAGCGUAUGAACGAUUGGAGAGGUGUCCUAUAAAGUCACUGCUCCACCGGCCUGUCGUCUCAGAUUGAUUGACUGAAACAUGGGGGCCUACAAAGAGCACAUGGAGACGGUUUUAACGCAGCGACAGAAGGCGGCUGAUAGCUCCGGACCCACGCCCAACGGUCUGGCCGCGGACAGGAAGGUCGUCGGCGUCGCCGGCAAGUGGUACGACGUGACCACGUUCGUGGACCGGCACCCGGGCGGUGACGUUCUGAAAUACUUCCUGAACAAGGACGCCACCGAUGUGUUCCGCAGCUCGCACCCCGUCAGCGGCGUGUCCGAGAAGUUCCUCAAAUCGCUGAAGGUCGUGGGCACGUACAAGUACGACUUCACCGCGGACCCCUUCAACCAGGAUAUGCGGGGCCUGUACGAGCGGCUGCUGAAGGAGGGCUACUACAAGACCAACCUUUGGUGGUACGCACGGAAAGCGGCUGUGUGUGGGCUCAUCUUCGCCGCCAUGGUGUGGCUGGUGGUGGGGUUCCAGCAGACCUGGGUCCACUGUCUGGCGGGGGUACUGCUCGCCAUCUUCUGGCAGCAGAUCGGCUUCAUGAUGCAUGAUCUCAUGCACCACCAGAUAUUUGAAACCCAAAAGGUGACCAACCUUGUGGGCACAUUUGUUGGGUCCGUCUGUUUCGGUGUGAGUGCCAACUGGUGGCGUGACGAACACUGGGUGCACCACAUGUUGACCAACACGAUAUGCUACAAGACAGACUUCCAAGACCCACAGGUGUUUGAGCCCACCUGGGCCCAGAAUGUCAUGCUGUUUCCGCUAAUGAAGACCAACUUUCAGGCCUUCCUUGUUCAGAUUCAGCACAUCAUUUUCAUCCCAGCCUGCAUGAUCGGUGGCCGUCUUGAUGCCAUCAUCGGCAGCUACAAAGAUGAGAAGGAGUUUCGGCAGUACAUUGCCUUUGGCCUCCACUGGAUGUGGAUGUGUGCACUGCUGUCCCUCCUACCCAACUGGCAGGAGCGAGCAAUGUUCUAUACCAUUGCUGCAUUUGGAGAGGGUCUCCUGCACAUCCAGAUCCUCAUCAACCAUUAUGCCAAGGACAUCUUCCUGAAGGAUGAGCUCCAUCAGAUGGAGUUCUACAGAUACCAGACGGAGCAGAACAUCAACAUCUCCAACCCUUGGUGGAUGGACUGGUUCCACGGAGGUCUUAACUUCCACAUCGAGCACCACUGCUUCCCACGUGUUCCUCGCCACAACCUGCGCAAGGUGGGAGACAUGAUUCAGGAGAUAUGCCGCAAGCACAACGUUCCCUACGACUCCUCCCCAUUCACUACAGUCAUCUGGCGCACGCUGAACACCCUCUACAACAUGAAGUUCUUGUUCAAGCUUGAUCCGCGCUAGAUGGUCUGUAGCCCAAAACAACCCGCAAGAUUCACAUUACUGCUUAUAGCUAAGCUACACAUAAGUAUGAGCAUACAUAAAACAAGGAAACAGCAUUGAGAACAGGGUGUCAUAAGUGGACAUCUGGUAGCUUCUCAGUUUUUAUGUUGUAUGACUUAGUUGUCAAUAUGGAACACAAUAUUUCCAUUGUGAAAUAACUAUAUAUAGUAAGUAGAAAAUCAUACUGGUAGUUGUUUAAUCUAACUUACGAGAAAAAAUUGUAUUGAUGAAUACAGAUGUCCUUUGAGUUGCAAUGUGAUCAAACAUACAGGUAGGUCCAACAAGGGUAUUUAUUGAUCAAUUGUAAGGUACAAUUAUAAGAUUGUCUGAUGUUGUGCUACGUAGAGAAAAUGCUCUACUGAUCUUCACCAAUGUCAGAGUAAGACAGAUUUCAUACAAGUCAAAGAUGUUGUCACUACCUUGUGAGAACUGGGGCCAAUCACAGUUGAAUAGAAUUAACCCUGUCAAGUUAGCUUAUGCCUUAUGUUGUCAGUUACCAACACAACCGGUAAAGAUCCAGUUUAUUAAUUUCACUGUAGUCAUUAUGGAAUCAGUGUUAUCAUGAAUGAAUAACAAAUACUGCCAUUCUUAUGAUAUCUUAUAGUUUGAUACUAACUUAAAUAUAACUAUCCUCAGUUAGUUGAAGUUGUAUAAAAAUUCUUCAUGGAUUUUAAGUAUGAUCUGGCUGUUUGCAAUGGUUUGAAAACAUAGUCUGGCUGUAUGCCAUGGAAUUAUACCUCAAGUAUUCAAGCUUUUGGACAUCUGGUGGUAUUCCCUUUUCUGCUUUUGUCGUUUAAAGAAUUAUAUCUUAAUGUUUAUGUAAAUUGUGGUGAAUUGUCAACAUAUUUCAUGAUGAGCAAUGGGAUCAUGUGGCCAAGAGGUCCUGGGUUCUAACCCUGUCAUGUCACUGCCUUUGUGCCCUAAGGAAAGGGAGUUAACACGACUUACCACACACAAAAAGAGUAGGGGUUCUUCUCGGUGUGAGUGUUUGAUAGCCAUACAGCUCAAUGGCCGAACCGUGCGUAAUUGUCGUAUUGAGGUUGGCUUGGUUGAAUGGCAGACCCUUGUGAUUCAGCCUCGUCAGGUAGUAUUUGGUCCCAGCCCAGUGCUGUACAACAGGGUCCUGUCAGGUAAUUACUGAUAGCCCAGUUGCUAAACUAAGGCAGCCAUAGAAAAAUAGAAUUAAUACUAGAAGCCAGUUCUUUCCAUAAUCUAAUCUAAUCUUAGAUGAUAAAGUCAAAUAGAAGUUACAUUUCUCAAGUACUGAAUACAACCAGUAGAUGUGUAAUAGAGUAUGACUUAAAUCUGAGGCAGUUACAUGUAGGUGUGACAGUGGGUUCAGUACAAAUGUAUAAUAUAACCAGCUGCUGCUUUGCCGUGUACCUGUGAAGCUGGUGUGUUAUGCUGAAGGUUGGUUAUACUGGUGAUACAGAUACAGAUGAAGUCUGCAAUAAUAGUAAUGAGGUUUCAAAAUCUCCUAUUCCGAGAAGCUUUGCAUCUUGCUUUCUAAAAAAAGUGAUCUACUACCAUAGGAUUUAACUGUGAUAAGGUUUUGGAUUGACAUUAGCACACAUACAUGUCUGAUAAAACAUGGUACUUUUGGUAUAAAUUUUGUACCAGUAUCUGUAAAGUUGGAAGUAUACUGGAAUUGAUGAUUGUUGGUAUGUGACAUACUUACCCAUAUAUGUGUGUGACUAUGAUUGUCAGCAGUAAAGAGGUGUGUGUGAGUAAGGAAGUUAUAUGAGGUACAUGACAAUAUGGUUAACUGUACAUUCAUGGGAGUAGAUAUAACACAUAACCAUGAUAGGACAUAAAAUAAGAAACUUUGUACAAGAUGUAAAAAGGCAGAUAUUUAUGUGACUUACAUGUAGCUAUUUUGCAAUGAUUUAAAAUGUUGUUGCACUGGUUUAAAAAAAGAGGCCUUUUCCACUCAUCAAAUUCAUCAUUGCAAUUUUGCACAUGUAGUGCUUAGGCCUACCCUGAAGAAGAAUUUUUUCUGAAAUUAGGUGAAGAGUAAUGAUCGUGCAGAUAUCAUCCAUAACAUUUACUUACUGUGGCCUUAGGUUUAAAAAAAAAGUCUCCAAGCAGACCUAUUGGUGGCUAGGCAGGUGGCUAGAUCUGCUUGGAGAUUAUUGAAAACUAACCAAUUUAGACUUUCGAUCCUGCCAACAUUUUUGUAUAAGCUAUAUAAAACCUGGAGGAUUACUAAGAAAACAAGGUAAUGAAGCCAUUGUUUAGUUGGACCUAUACUAUAGGACUGGUACAGAAUUCUGUUUACCAGCUUGUAGUGUAGACCCCUAUUAUUUAUGUGAUUUUAUGUGAUGUGUUAUUCUGCAGAGCUGACUUUGUGCCAAGCAUCGCAAUUUUUAUUUGAUUUUUUACAUAUUUUGAUUUACUGAAGACAAAAUCUACUAAGGUCUUUGUACGCACAAUUAAGUUGUGUUUAUUGUUGCCUUCUUGUAUGCACUCAAUGUAGCAAUGCUGUGAUGUGCUGUGAUGAAAUGUUGCACCUGUUGCAUAUUGUUUAUGAACAUUGUAUUGCACCUACAUACACUAUGGAGGAUUCAACAAGAAACGUACAGCAAUUUUUUGCAACUUUGACUAAUGGUAGUAAUAAACAGUAGUGGACACAG